Molecule: messenger RNA, 575 nt
Organism: Centropristis striata (black sea bass)
Lineage: Eukaryota; Metazoa; Chordata; Actinopteri; Perciformes; Serranidae
Exons: 3
Coding region: 1-270 (89 amino acids)
Source: RefSeq, a predicted model, not a curated record
AUGAAGGUUGCAGUGUGUGCCAUUCUCCUGCUGAUUCUAUGUCAAGGGGAGGCACUGAAAUGUAACUACUGCUUCUCAAAGGAGAGUGACCUCUGCACCCCCACCAGCAUCCAGACCUGCUCAGGAGGAGCCAACGCCUGUGGUGCAGUCAUUCUCACAGGCCCUGUGACGUCUUCAUUUCGUCAAUGCAUGAACUUGGCGGUGUGUCAGGGCUUCAUCACAACACCGGGCGCGUUUGCAAUAUGCUGCACCACUGACCUCUGCAACUGAGCCGCCUCAUCAUAGCCUGUUGGCUCCACAUUGCUCUUACACUGCUGCCAUGCUAAUCAAAGUCUGAUUAGUAUGUUUUUUAAAAAGUAAAAAGAUAAAUGGCAUUUGUACACAGCCAUAAUUGUGUCAGGUGAAAUUUUAACCAGAGGAUCAGUACGGCUUAGUGACACUAGAUGGCACUAGAGCACUGUGCAAAGCAAUGUGCAUCCACUCCAGCCACCACUUCAUAUGUGUGUUUAAAAAGCACAUUAUUAAAAGACAAAUAAUAAAAUGGAGUGACAUUUUGAUAUAUCUGAGUUGUGAUG